Messenger RNA from Lytechinus variegatus (green sea urchin), 6710 nucleotides. It is a transcript of the gene mcm3ap, whose product is annotated as germinal-center associated nuclear protein-like. Gene Ontology annotation, biological process: mRNA export from nucleus. Gene Ontology annotation, cellular component: transcription export complex 2; cytoplasm; nucleus. Lineage: Eukaryota; Metazoa; Echinodermata; Echinoidea; Temnopleuroida; Toxopneustidae. The record is from RefSeq and is a predicted model, not a curated record. Gene Ontology annotation, molecular function: RNA binding. Bases 160 to 5799 code for a protein of 1879 amino acids. The transcript has 32 exons.
AUUUUAUCACAAUUCCCGCAACGCAAAUUUUGCUCUCGUCAGGGUCACGUCGCCUCGAAAUCUUGCUUUUUGCAUGGUGUUUUGAAUUAUUUGACUUGGACAAUUAAGUUUUCAAUGGCUCAAUAUUUAACGUACCGUACAUUUUGAAACGGAAUCGCCAUGAGCAGCAGGGGGAGCUACAGUCAGAAAAAGAAAAAGGAAGCAGUUCGUCGACUCAGCCAGCAGCAUUCCCGUCAUGCAUCUAGAGCAGGACCUUCUAGUGGACUCCAUGAUGCUGAAAGGAGGAGGAGGAGUCUGGAGAAGAGACGAAGGUCAGAUGAAGAUCCUGAUCACAGUGAUCGGCUUAGAAAAAGAGAUCCUGGAAAGCGAUUUAUCAGUCCAAUGAACAACCCAGACCUGGCUCCAACUACUUCAGUUUCAGACACUUCAAAGGAUGGACUGUUUGGAAAGUCAAGCAGCAUUCCCUCUGACUCUGUGACAUCAGAUCUUGCCACAGAGGGAAACAUUGAAUCCAUGCCUGGAUCUUCUCUUUUUUCUCAAGCAUCGUCUUCUGGAACUUCCCUGUUUGGUCAAGACUCCUCCUCUGGGAGUGCGCCAUCUGGCUUGUUUGGUAAACCAAGUGUCUCCACAUCACCUUCUGUGUUUGGAUCUCAGUCAAGCACAUUUGGAUCUUUUGGUACAGAACUAAAACCAUCCAUCUUUGGACAGGGUAUUGAUUCCGAUUCUUCCAUUGAGGAUGUAGGAAUCAAACAACCCUCUUUCCAGGUAGUAUUUGGUUCUGUUGGUGAUGAUGAAGCUGGUACUGGUAGAACUGUUGAGGCCCAAGAUGCUCCUUUAUCGAACCGACGUGUUCUCUCCAGAGAUUCAGCUUCAAAGGAGACUACAAGAACCAGUGGUUCCUUUGGACAUGUAUCCCCUCUCAAGAAUGAAGGUGUCUUUCAGCAGUCUAGGAGAACCUCUCUCAAGAGAGACCUCUCACCUUCCAAACCAUCUUCGGUAUCUCAGCGUCCGCUUACUUCUCAUGAUGAUGUCUUUGGGUCGGACAUAUCAGAUAUGGAAAGCUUUGGAUCGGCGCCCUCAAAGCCGAAGAUUGAAAAGGAGAGCAUGCAGGGGAGGGCAUCAGUCAAGAGGAGUGGUCUGUUUGGCAGGGCUAUAGAGGAUGCAAGUGGACACAGGGAGACUGAUUCCAAGAAACAAAGAAAUCAAGAAACAUCACCAAAAGAUUCUUUGACAAAGAGGAAAGAGACUUCAGUGUUUGUGAGUAGCAGAGAUAUCAAACAUCUUAAUACCAUCAUUGUUAAAGACGUACCAGAUGAGCUGAACAAUCGUAUUUACAUCAACAAUUUCUUCUCCAUGUUUGGGAAGGUAAAGAAAGUUCUUGUGAACCCUAGGAAGACAAUGGCCACAGUCUACUUUGAAGACCAUGAAUCAGCAGCGAAAGCAAAGCGUCGUGUCAAAACUUUGAAGGAUGGAACCAGACCAGUUGCAAUCUUUUGGACACAGAAAGAUAAAGGCAAAGAAAAGAGAAAGAGUGAUGAAAAUGUACCUCCGUCAACUAUUGAGAUAAAGAGAGAGACUGAGCCGGUACAGAAGAGAGAAAAGCCUCCUCCUCCUCGUCCAUCAGUCAUUGGAAGAAGCAUUAAAGGAUACCAUACUGCCUCUGAGAGAUAUGAAGCUUUGGAAGAAAGAGAUAAACAGAGCAGAAAAGGAUUGACCAAACAAAGUGACCUGGCUACAGCCAAGAAGAUGACCGGUACAUGUCCAGACAUGUGUCCAGAGAAAGAAAGAUACAUGAGAGAGGUUCAGAGAAGACUCAGUCCGUUUGAGAUAUUACAUGGGGAUAAGAUUGAGAAAGGAGAGAAUCCUCAUGUUUGCCAUGAGAGGGCGGUAAAGGAAUACAGCAGAUCAUCUGCAGACCAGGAAGAGCCAUUGCCCUCUGAACUUCGACCUCCGGCUGUUCUUGACCUGACCAUGAAUUAUCUAAUGAGAGAGAUCAUGAAUAGAGAUCCAAGGAGCUGGGCUGACUGGUUUGAUUUCUUAUGGAACAGGACAAGGAGUAUCCGCAAGGAGAUUACACAACAGCAGCUGUGUGGGACUACAGCUGUUAGUCUAAUGGAGAAAUGUGCAAGGUUUCACAUAUACUGCUCAUAUCGACUGUGUGAAGAAGGCCACAUGGCCUUUGAUCCUAAGAUCAACAACGAGAACUUGACAAAGUGCCUUCAGAGUUUGAAGCAGUUUUACCAUGAUCUAGCUAAUGAGGGUGUCUUCUGUCCUAACGAAGCAGAGUUCAGAGCAUAUGAGGUCUUGCUCAACCUCACCGGUGGAGAUAUCUUAAGAGAGGUCCAGCAGUAUCGACCUGAAGUAAGAAACUCUGAGGCUGUGGUUUUUGCUAUCAAGGUCUCUGCAGCUUUCAGUAGUAACAACUAUUGCAGAUUCUUCAAACUCAUCAGGGUGGCUUCAUUCUUAAACGCAUGUAUCCUCCAUCGCUACUUCGUCCAGCUUCGAUGUCUGGCUUUAGAGACGAUGAACAAAGCCUUCACCACACCCAAGGGUACCUCAAUGUUUCCUACCGCUGAACUCGUCCAUCUUCUGGCCUUUGAAGAUGAUGAACAGGCUUCGGUGUUCUGUGAGUGUCAUGGUUUGAGUAAUGCAGACGGUUGCAUCCAACUUAGCAGAGGUGGGUUCAUCUACCCGGAGGAGGCCAUCACAUCACAAAGAGCGCCCUCUGUAAUUGAAGCUAAGAAUGAUCAAUCAGUCGGAGAGGUAGUAAACAAUGGCCCUCUUCCUUUAGCUCCACCGCAUACUCCUAUAUCAAGCUUUGAUGAGAGUGGAAGACUUCUAGACAGAGGUGUGGAAGAUAAAACCGGUCAAGAAAUGGCACAACCAGAAAGGAAGAUUGAGAAAGCAGCACUACAGGAACGCCUGCAAAUCCAACAAGUGAUCCAGUUCCAGGAACCACAAACACAGGAGGUUAUUCCAGAAGUUACUCAAUAUCCACUUCAACCGGCUGUUUUACCAGCUAGGGUGGAGGAAACUAAACCCAUUAUAAACCAAGAGGUUGUUAAAGACAUUACUAAGGAGCUCUUUUUAGAUGUAAUUGAUGAGAUGAUAAGAGACCUAUCUUUAAAGUUUAUGGAUACCCUAGCUCUCAUCCAAGCAACACCUGGUGUUCUCACUGACCUCAUAGAUGCUGAACUACGUGCAUUGAGCCAUUGUGUUGCCAUGGAGACUUUAGAAGAGGAACGCUAUGCUGAGGCUGUGAGAAUAGAACAAAAGAGGGCAGCGGAAGAAGCAUCAAGAAAAGAGAAAGAAUUGAAUGCUUUGAAAGAAGAGGCCUGUAGACAGAUAACAGAGGAGAUCUUGGAUGAGAUCGUGGAGAGAACUCUUGAAGGCAUUAUUGAGAAGGAAAUCAGUGAGUAUGAAGCUGAGCUUAGGAGACAAGCCAUUGAGCGCUGCAGCUUCAUCACGUCAGAAGAGAUAUUACUUGACCUUGUCAUGUCUGAGGUCAGUGCCAUAUCAAAUGAGGUCAUUACUAUAGCAACAGCCGAGAGAGACAAGAGACUCGCAGAGAUUGCAGAGGCUUAUCGACUUAGGCAACUCAAUUUCCUUUACCAAAAAUGGUGUCGUGCUCAUGCAAAGAGGGUAAAGAUACGUCGAGCUUUGGAGACCUUUCCUGCUGGACCACCCAAUCAGAACACAGCCGAGCAGCUUGAGGUCCUCUGGCCAAAGCGAAGGGAACACUUUGGUGAAGCGCCCUCUCCUGAUGACCAAGACACAAUGUUGAGGUUGAGAGAACCUUUACCCAUGUCUCUGAGCACUCCUUAUGGUGUGGUGAGUGAGCGGGAAUCUCUAGCUAAACACAUCAUGCAGCAUCACUACCUUACCUACGUCAGACAACAGAGGGCGUGGCAACCUUUAGACCUUCCUGUCAUUUAUAAGGAAAACACCUGUCCUUCCCAGCAUGCAUUAAACCUAACACGGAUGGAUGGGGCAGCAUGCAGAUACUGGAAAGUGGUUUCCUCUCUGCCACGAGGGUCAUGUGUGGACAGGAGCCCAUGUAGUUGGCUAAUGGCUAAACUGAGGCGUGGCCAGAUUUCAAAGGAGCUUAGGAGAAGUAGACUCAGAGAUAAUGAGAAUGUGGAGACUUUGAGUCUGUUCAAUCAGAGAUGUGGUUCCAAUCCAUUGGGUAUCUGUACUAGAGCACUCAUGGGACUUCCUGAGGGCAAGGAUACCAGAUACCAACUGAUAGGAUCUUCAGGGAUCAUUCUCAUUGUAGAGGGUGAAUCACAGGCUUGUCUCAGAGAUGCCCAAGAGAGACUGAACGCUAUCCUAUCUUACAUACCUAAGAGCCCAUCUCUCCCCGUGCUUGUAUGUGUAAUAAGUGAUGAAGAUGUGACAUCAUUCCAAAGCAGUGUGUCAGAAAGUCUCAAGUUACCUCAGCUGACACAUGAAGAAGUGCUUUCAUCUUGGAGAAUGAUUAGUAUACCAUGGAAUAUUGUCAAACUAGAAGCUUCUCAGCAGCUGGAGGAAGGUAUAGGAUGGCUUGCCUCUCAUCAUCCUAGACCACCAGCUGUGAUGUGUGAGAUGAUCAAGGAGUAUCUAGAUAAUGGUUUGUCACAGUUCUUUAGCAUCAAUGUCAAUCAGCUCUCUAAGCAGAGGAAAGAAAGCGGACUGUUUCCAUUGUCACCUCAGUCGAUAGUAAGUCUGUAUAACUGUGUGAUCAGUCAUCUAUCGUCUGUAGUCAGUUCAUCAUCUCUCUCUGAUAUCUCAUGGCCUCCGACAGAGUUUACAGGUCCACAACAUCCAGAUCUUCCUACCUCAGACUGGAAUAGCCCAAGCACUCUUAGUCAUCUUCAUACAAUCAUUAACAACCUCAAGCUACAUGAUGCACCUUCCUUAGAAGACAGUGAUUGGUUAUCAGUGUCUGAAGCAUGUACCAAAUACGUAAAUGAUCUUCCAGGCAGAGACAGUGAUAAGGCACCUCUCUUAUCCAGGGUGAGAUGGUUGUUGGACAAGAGUAGACGAACCUUUGAAGAUACAUGCUUCAUGACCUUUGACACGGAAGGAUGUGAACCGUCUUCCCAGCAUGCACCAUGGGCAGACAUCUUAGAGGAAUGUGUGACGUAUAUGAUGACAACCCUGUCCCUUGGAAUGGAAGAGAGCCAAUCUUCAGGCAAUCAACUAGUGUAUUUCCACCAGUCUGAACUGGGUCAGUUUGAAUUUCCAAUCCAGUGGAAACAAGAAAUGAAUGAGACUUUAGAAGAAUCGGUGGUGCAACAUGAAAGCAUGUUUGAGUCCAUCGUUGAGGCAGUGUCAACACGUCGAUCAAGCUUGGCAGAGGAGGAGUUGAAUAAGAAAGAAGAGAGAAGAAAGAGAAGAGAGGAAGAACAAAGUCAUAAGGAUCCUAGCUUCCUUCUUCCAGAAGAUGUUACUAUGACGAUAAGUCGUACCUCAAGGGGACUCUUAAGGAGGAUGCUUGAUAAGGAACGAGAAGAGAGCAACAGGUUUGAAGCCAUGCUGACCAGCUUCCUAGAAGAGCCUGAUGAAGUCCUCCAGCAGAGUUUACAGACUAACAAACCAGAGUCAGAAUUUAGACUUCAGCUUCCACCCUUCCCAAAGGCAUCUCUAUCAAAGUCUGUAGAGGAUCACCAUCCCACGACCGAUGCACCUAUCAUCACCCUGGAAGAAUCAGACGACUCCCUCUCUGAUCAAAUCAACAGCCUGAAAGAGAGACUAGCAUCUGAGAAACAAGAAGCCUUGAUGGCUGAAAUGAGACUAAAUGCUCUACUUGGACUAUAGUAGCUAGCAUGCAUCCUUAGUAGUGACUGAAUGACCUAGCCUUUCAAGAUCUCUAGCAGUUGUUGCGAACCCCUUGUGGUUCAUGACACAGCACUUUGGAGAAUUUAAUAUAUUGGAUUGAAAGUACUUCAAGUGCAAAGGUAAUGGCUGAUCUUGAGUUAAACCAAAACUAAAUGCCCUCCUUGAUAUUUUCAACAAGCACAGAAAGAACUCUCUCCAUGCCAGACUGCUAAGACUAUAGCAUGAAGUAUUCAGAUAAAUUCAUAGACUGUGUUUCUCUAGUUGUAGUCUGCAGGCAUACAGCUCUGUCCUUUGUGGAGUAUUUUAUUACUGAUCUUAACUUUCAGUCCUUACAUGCUACCGAAAUCUCUAAGAGCUAAUAAUUCAAAUCUCUUCAUAUUAAAUGAUGUAAUAUCAGGAUAUGAAGGAAAGACUGAUCCCCAGGAAAAUUGAAGGACUCCUCUUAAAUGAAUCAGUUACACAAUAGUUAGUCUUGAUGGGAAUGUAUAAGGCUGUAGACAAUUGAAACAUUGUUUUCAAAGAUUUAAAAAAAUCAAGGUUGUAUUGAAUUGAUUAAACUUGUUAAAAUAUACAUACUCUAUUUGGAAAUGCUAACAUAAACACACAAGUAGGGUGUGUCUAUAGGCAAGGCAACAGAUCUUGCUGAAAUGAAAUGGAGAUAUUAAUCAUUAUUCUUUGUGAUGUCCAUGCAAUGGCCUGUUGGAUUGCAUAUAUUGUGGGUGGGCUUGAAUGAGGGUAAAUCAGCUAUCACUUGAAUGCUAUGUGAUUAAUGAAUCAUGUUCAUGAUUCUAUCUACAGAAGGUCAUUUUAACACAGACCUUUAACCCUAUCUAGGCCGGGGUAUUUUGGGAGUUCAUAUGGCCGGGGGGCCUCCCAGGGCCCCCCCCUAA